Messenger RNA from Lachancea fermentati, 1245 nucleotides. NCBI's taxonomy places the organism in Eukaryota, Fungi, Ascomycota, Saccharomycetes, Saccharomycetales, Saccharomycetaceae. The record is from the annotation of a GenBank genome assembly.
AUGGCGCCCUCCUUUUCAACUUUUCCUGAUCGCCUUCCCAAUCAAUCUCAUCCUCAUUCUAAAACACAAAUUAAGAAUCUUGACUGCCCACCGUGUACCGAAAGAACUUCUAAUUUACCAAAAGUAUCGCAGCAUGUGUUCAGAGAAAUCAGAACCAUCUACCAGAAAGCAAAUUUCUCAAUUCCAGGACAUUACGAAAUAACACAGAUAUUGGGCAAGGGCUCGUAUGGUGUAGUAGUAUCGGCAACUAAUAAAUCAAAUGGAAGCAGCACAAGUCGAAUUGCGAUAAAAAAAGUGACCAACAUAUUUCAUCGUGAAAUACUACUCAAAAGAGCAAUUAGAGAGUUAAAGUUUUUGAAUUAUUUCAAGGGCCACAAGAAUAUUGUCUGUCUGAUGGAUUUAGAGAUAGUUUCUGAGAAGCCUUAUGAUGGCCUCUAUUGUUAUCAAGAGCUUAUAGAUUAUGAUCUUGCCAAAGUUAUCCAUUCUACCGUACAAUUUUCUGAAUUUCACAUCAAGUAUUUUCUGUAUCAAAUACUUUGCGGUCUCAAAUAUAUUCACAGCGCAGAAGUAAUUCAUAGAGAUUUGAAGCCAGGAAACAUAUUGUGCACUGUCAACGGAACUUUGAAAAUAUGUGACUUCGGCUUGGCACGAGGUAUUGCACCACAAUUUUUGAGUCACCGAUUUGGCAGUCAUCAAAUGACAAAUUAUGUUGCCACCAGAUGGUACAGAGCACCAGAACUUAUACUCUCACACAAUAAUUAUACGAAGGCCAUUGACAUUUGGGCAGUGGGUUGUAUACUCGCGGAAUUUUACGCAAGAAAGCCUGUCUUUAUGGGGCAAAACUCCUUGCAUCAAGCAUCAGAAAUUCUAAAGGUGUUGGGUCCACCAAACCGCGAAACCAUCGUCAAAUAUGGAUCUACAAAGGCCUGGGAAUUCUUUAGUGUUUCAAAGGUAGACCAAAAGAGCACAGAGUGGUCUAAAAUGUACCCAUUUGCUUCACCCGAAGCCAUUUCUCUCUUAAACCAAUUACUACAAUGGGAUCCAGAGAAAAGAUUGAAUGUCGAAGAGGUCAUUACACAACCGUUUCUUCUGGACGUGAGGAAUGCAGACGACGAGCCAACUUGCCCCCAUGGUCCAUUCGAUUUCUCUUAUGAAGACAAGUUCACCACAAUGCGAGACUUAAGAGAGUGUAUUCAUGAGGAAGUGAACUCCUUUAAAUAUCUGUAUGGCGCGUCCAAUAGAUGA